Messenger RNA from Indicator indicator, 3501 nucleotides. It is a transcript of the gene LAMB3, whose product is annotated as laminin subunit beta 3. The transcript has 22 exons. The record is from RefSeq and is a predicted model, not a curated record. Bases 1 to 3501 code for a protein of 1166 amino acids. NCBI's taxonomy places the organism in Eukaryota, Metazoa, Chordata, Aves, Piciformes, Indicatoridae.
AUGGAGGCUCCCUGUCAGCUUUGGCCGUGGUCAUUAUUUGUCCUCCUGGCUGUCCCACAGCUGCUGGGUGCACAGGAAGCCUGCUCCCAGGGUGCCUGCUACCCUCCAGCCAGAGAUCUCCUGCUGGGACGAGCCCAUGACCUGAAGGCCUCCUCCACCUGUGGCCUUACCAAGCCUGAGACCUACUGCACACCCCAUGGAGAGUGGAGUGUGAGAUGCUGCAGGUGUGACUCACGGCUGCCUCACUCCUACAACGGGCACCGUGUGGAGAACGUCCUGUCCUCGGCCGGGCAUGCGCGCUGGUGGCAGUCCCAGAACCGUGCUGACCCCGUGUCCUUGCAGCUGGACCUGGAGCAGACGUUUCAGCUCAGCAGCAUCCUGCUUCACUUCAGGUCCCCGCUGCCUGCUGCCAUGCUGAUCGAGCGCUCCUCCGACUUUGGCAGGACCUGGCAGGUCUACCAGUACCUGGCCUCUGACUGUGCCACCUCCUUCCCCCACGUGCCCCAGGGCUCCCCCGAGAGCUGGCAGGAUGCUCGGUGCCAGGCGCUGCAGAGGCACCCUCUGCAUGGGGGCAAGGUGACAUUCAACAUCCAAGACCUGGCAUCUGCCAUCACUUCCUCCUACAGCCAGACUGUUGACAAGCUGGGGCCAUUCACCAACCUGAGGAUCAACUUCACUGAGCUCCCCCACGUUCCACACCAGGGCUACCACUCGCCCAGCACCUUCUAUGCCCUGGCGGAGAUGCAGGUGCUGGGGAGCUGCUUCUGCCAUGGCCACGCCGACCACUGUGGCCCUUCAGAAGAUCCACACACUGAGGUCCAUGGGCACUGUGUGUGCCAGCACAACACCGCUGGGCCCCACUGCGACCGCUGUGCCGACCUCUACCACGCCCGGCCCUGGGCACCUGCUGAGGACAGUGACCCCCACGAGUGCCAGAGGUGCAACUGCAAUGGCCACUCAUCUUCGUGCCACUUUGACCCGGAGCUGUUCCGUGCCAGCGGAGGGGUGAGUGGGGGAGUCUGUGACAACUGCCAGCACAACACUGAAGGCAACAGCUGUGAGCGCUGCAAAAGGAACUAUUUUCGCAACCAGCAGCAGGAUCUGGCCCAUCCUGAAGCCUGUCUGCCCUGUGAGUGUGACCCGGAUGGCACCGUGCCAGGCUCCGUCUGUGACCCCCUGUCGGGGCACUGCGUCUGCAAGGAGAACGUGCAGGGGGAUCGCUGCCACCUCUGCAAGCCAGGCUUUGCCCAGCUGGACAAUGCCAACCCCGUGGGGUGCCACAGAUGCAGCUGCAAUGUGCUGGGCACACGGCAGGACAUGCCCUGUGACGAUGAGUCUGGGAGGUGCUUCUGCUUGCCCAACGUGGUGGGCAGCGACUGCGACCAGUGCGCCGCCGGGCACUGGGAGCUGGAGAGUGGCCGUGGCUGCCAGGCCUGUGGCUGCCACCCCCAGGGCUCCCACAGCCCCCAGUGCAACCAGUUCACAGGACAGUGUCCAUGCAGAGAAGGCUUCACGGGAAGGACGUGCUCUGCCAUGCAGGAGCAGGUCUGCCCAGACAGACACUAUGGAGAUGCCUGGGGAAGGUGCACAGAGUGUGACUGUGACUUCCAGGGCACAGAGGACGUGGGGUGUGACAAGAGCAGUGGUCAGUGCCUCUGCCGCCCGGGCGUCACGGGUGCCCGCUGCGACCGGUGCCAGCGUGGCCACUGCAGCACCUACCCAGGCUGUGAGCUGUGCCACCCUUGCUUCCACACCUAUGAUGGAGAUAUCCAGAGCCUGCUCCUGCGCCAGGCUGGCCUCAGCAACUCCACCUCACAUCUGCCCCCUGGGACUGGGGCGUCCCACCUCGGCCCCCGGCUCUCGCAGGCAGAGGGCAACGUGCAGCGGGCACAGGGUCUCCUCGGCCACUCUUCUGUGACAGAGCAGAGCCUGGCCCAGGUGGACAGGGCACUCACUGCCAUCAGAGAGCAGGUCCAAGGCAUAAAUCCUGACCAUCAUUUUCGGGAUGAGACUGCCUCUCUAUCACGGGAGCUGGAAGCCCUCAACAGCAGCUUGUUUAUCACUAACACCCAGUACCAAAGCAAGAAGAGCCAGCUUGAAAGCAGCCACAGCACAGAUCUGUCAGGAGCCUUGAAGACAAUCAGAUCUGCUUACCAGACAUCCAGCAAUGCCAGCAGCAUGGUCACCACUGCCUCCAGGCUGCUGGCUGAGGCCCGGGAGAGCCGCAGGAGUGCUGUGGGACUGGAGGGGGGGCUGGCUGAGUCCACCUCCAAGCUGCUGGCCAUGAAGGGGCAGAUGGCCUCAUCCCCCAACCUGACCCCUGUCAUAAAUAAGAUCUGUGGUGGCUUCCGAGCAGAGACCUGCACACCAGCCCGGUGUGAGGAGCUCCUGUGCCCAAGGGACAACAGCAGCAGCUGCAGGGAUGGGCACCUCUGCCAUGGCAUCUUCCCUCUGGCCCAUGGGGCUGUGGCCACGGCUGGGGAAGCUGCCAGGGAGCUGGGCAGCCUCAGCACUAGGCUCCGGGAGACAGCAGAGCUGAUCAGAGCAACAGAGACAUCUGUGAGUCAGAUCCAGAGCAGCGCUCGGCGGCUGGUGGAGCAGAUGAGUGUGACCAGGACCCAGAUAGAAGGAGAUGUGAGACGUGUCCAGAAGUUCAUCCAGCAAGUCAGAACCUUCUUGGCAGACAAGGACCUGGACCCCACCACCAUCCAGGAAAUCAGUGAGUCAGUUCUGUCCCUGCGGCUCCCCACGGAUGCUGCCGCGGUGCGGAGAAAAAUGACCGAGAUCCAAAACCUGGUGACUCAGCUGCAGUGCCCAGAGAGUGUCCUGGCCCAGACAGCCCAGGACAUGGCCAAGGCCAAGCAGCUUCAGCAGGAAGCAGAACAAGCCAGGAACCGUGCGAAUGCCGUGGAGGGGAACGUGGAGGAGGUGGUUGGGAAUCUGCGCCGAGCUAACACGGUGCUGCUGGAGGCCCAGGGCACCAUCAGGGGCUCUGGCUCCUCCCUUCGGUUCAUUCAGGAACGUGUCGAUGAAAUUGAGGCUGUUCUGGGUCCAGCUGAGAAGAAUGUGCAGGCCAUGGCAGGCCAGCUGGCUGGGCUGCUGGAGAGGAUCUCACAGCUGCAGCGUGGGGUGGACCAGAACCGACUGCGGGCAGACGAUGCGCAGCAGACAGCCCAGGAGGCAGCCCAGCAGGCCAGGAGUGCCCAGCAGGCUUUGGAACAAGUGAAGCAAAUGUACGUGGAGCUGAAGGGGAGGCUGGGAGAGAGCCCAGCCCUGGGAGAGCAGGGCAGCAGGGUGCAGAGCAUAGACCUGCAGGCACAGGCUCUCUUCGAGGAGACUUUGGCCAUGAUGCUCAGGAUGGAAACUUUACAGACAGAGAUUCAGGAGAGCAACCAGGCUUUGAUGUCCAAGACAGCCAGGCUGUCAGGCCUGGAGGAGCAGGUGGGAAGGAUCCGAGAUGCCAUCAACAAGCAAGUUGCCUACUAUGGGAGCUGCUCCUGA